UCUGUCGUAAUACGACGACAUUGUACGCGGUCGCGCCAUUUCAAUUCCGCUUAGUAAAUUAAAAAUAUAAUACUUGCAUCAAAACCGUCUUGACCGACAUUUAAAUAAAAAUACUCAAGUCCACACUCAAACAAUUUAAAAAAUAAACGUAUAUAACAUUAAAUUAAAUACAACCUGUAUUUAAUUUGUACCUGUACCUAAUUUUAAAGUUCAAAAACUUUGUUAAGUUUUACGAGAGAAGUAAUAUAUAUUUUUUUUAGGAUAAUGAAUAAAAUGAAUCUAUAUUAUGUAGCUUACCUAUAAAGUUGUCCCGGUAAUCAUAUAAAAGUCACUAUUUAUUUAAUAUACCUACAUCCAAAACAAAUAAAAAGUUGUAAAAAAUGAAAAAUCUUUGUGUGCUAUUACUGUUUUGUGCCUGUGCUCCGCUGGUACUCCUGCAAGGACCUGGUUCUGGAACAAAUGGAAACUUGCGACUUUGUGUAGUCGAAGGACGGGGACCUCUGAAGCGUGGCGCAGCCUUUUGCCCUCUGCUGGAUGAAGAGCCUUCGGGACUGGAGUGUGUCUUGGGAACUGAUCAGCUCGACUGUCUCCGUCGAAUAAGCAAAGGCACUGUUGAUUUCGGCGUCUUCAGUCCUGAAGACCUGAUAGCUUCGCAGUGGGCCAACAUCGACGUGUUAGUCACUGAUGAACUGCGAAGCCGUUUUAGACCGUACGAACGAAGCAUUGUAUCAGUUGUAAAUCGGCGCAUUUUACCUGACCGGCCGUCUUCGUUGGACUUUGUUCUGCGCAACACCACUCUCUGCCACCCUGGUGUCGGCGCUAACGACCUACGACCGCUAUCGGACACUCUGGCUGGGUAUUUGGAAUCCCUAAUAAUACCUCGUGCGUGCGACCCCAACCUGACUCUGACGGAGAACAAGAUAAAGGCGGUUUCUAAUUUCUUCCACAUGGCUUGCAAAGCUGGCCCCUGGGUACCAGAUGUAGAGAGAGAUGCCGAGCUCAAGCGUAAAUACCCUUCUUUAUGCGGAGCCUGCGCGAACCCCGCGUGUACAGUUCACGACAAGUACUGGGGUCCAACGGGCACCUUGCAAUGCCUUGUGUCCAACGCUGGCGAGGUCAUGUGGGGGGAACUUGACGACGUGAACUUUUUCUUUGGAUUAAACACAACAUCGGCGACUUCGGACCCCUAUCCCAUAAGCAAACAAUACGCGUUUCUUUGUCGCGAUGGCACAUGGCAACCUAUAGAAAACAACCUGUCACCCUGCGUAUGGCUCAACCGACCUUGGCCCGUCGUCAUUGCCAAAAGGAAGGCUGCGGCGGCUGUGAGCAUAUUGGUGGGUUCAAUAAAGGAAGACGAUUUAUUCGGCACCCAUUGGCGGAAGGCCCUUACUGCCCUGCUGGAAAUACGACAGGUUCCUACGCCAUUGAACCCACCCAAAACCCCCUUGGACUAUUUGGCAUCAGCUCAAGGUUUCAGGGAAGCGUAUAGCCAGAGUGGUUGUGAUCCACCAAGGCACAUAACCCUUUGCACCACGUCUAAUCUGGAGAGGAAUAAGUGCGAAUGGCUAAGCGAGGCUGGUGCGGUGUACGGAGUCAACCCCCCAUUGCAGUGCAUCGUGAGGAACAGCACUCGUGACUGCCUCCAGGCGGUGAGGGGACGAGAGUGCGACGUCGCUGUUGGGGACAGCGAGUGGCUGAUGCCCAGCACCAGGGACUUCGGCUUGGAACCUCUCCUCUACGAAACGACACCCAUAGUCGAAAAAAUGGACACAGUCGUAGCGUAUGUCAGGAAAACUGACAUGAUAACAAAGAUGGAGGAACUGAAAGGGAAACGGGCAGCCUUCCCGCAAUAUGACGGAAUAGCCUGGCAUACAGUCUUACAGUAUUUGAGAGAAAAGGAGAAAAUUACCUGCGCAGGCGCAAUGACUGGCUACUUCAGUGAUAUAUGCGCUCCAGGUGUUGAAGCAGUGAAAGGAGAUGUCAGUCAAGCGAAUAUAGAUACGUUUACAAAUGGCUGUAUCAAAAAUGAUGGAGUUGUGAGCGGGGAGGUAGCGGCUCUGCAGACGCUUGUGGAGGGAAAAAGCGAUGUUGCCUUCAUAAGCAUGAAAACUGUGAAUUUGUACCAAAAUAAGCAAAUUAUUGAGUCAUGGGCUGACAACAUUAUCGACAUAGUCCCGAUAUGUCCUGAAGAAAACAAAAAAUAUUGCUACCUCUCGUGGUCCAACAUUGGCCACAUCUUCGCUGCUAGUAACAUAACGGAUAUGAGACGCCACGAAAUUGUCAACGUAUUCACAAAACUCGACCAACGGUUUGGCAAACAUCAGCCAUUGCAUAAUGUUAUGUUCACCAUGUUUGGUCCAUUCAACCACGUGUUGGAUGUAUUGUUCCAUAAUAAUACAAAGAGUUUGUCCACUGCCAAUAUAUUUAAAAUGCAUCCUUACGCAUCUAUGCCUCUUAAUUUUGAGCGCACUAUUUUACAAGACUCGACUGACAGCUGUCAAAUCACAGAUUUGGCGCGCGAUUCCGCCUUUAAUUUUGCGCCUACAUUUUUACUAUUGGCAUCAUGUUUAGUCAUUACUAUUAUAGGUAGCUAAUACUUGUAUAUAUUUCUAG
Molecule: messenger RNA, 2613 nt
Organism: Pararge aegeria (speckled wood butterfly)
Lineage: Eukaryota; Metazoa; Arthropoda; Insecta; Lepidoptera; Nymphalidae
Product: transferrin-like
Exons: 11
Coding region: 381-2594 (737 amino acids)
Source: RefSeq, a predicted model, not a curated record